Egretta garzetta (little egret) is the source of this 1826-nucleotide messenger RNA. It is a transcript of the gene IL2RG, whose product is annotated as interleukin 2 receptor subunit gamma. The record is from RefSeq and is a predicted model, not a curated record. NCBI's taxonomy places the organism in Eukaryota, Metazoa, Chordata, Aves, Pelecaniformes, Ardeidae. Gene Ontology annotation, cellular component: external side of plasma membrane; membrane. Gene Ontology annotation, molecular function: cytokine receptor activity; protein binding. Gene Ontology annotation, biological process: cytokine-mediated signaling pathway. The transcript has 8 exons. The annotation marks the transcript as partial.
GCUGCCUUCCUCGCACCCAUCCUCCUCCUCCUCUUUGGGCUGGGCCCCUACCUUGCUGAUGCCCGAAGCACCCCAGAGGUGGAGUGUGUCGUCUUCAACGAGGAGCACAUGAGCUGCAUGUGGGGGAGCAGAGAGACGCUCACAGCCAACUACUCCCUCUACUACUGGUACGAGAACAGGUCCCCCGUGGUGGAGUGCAAGCACUACCUGCAGGACAAGGGUGUCAACGUCGGCUGCCGCUUCAGCCAGAGAGAGAUCAUCCAGUUCCAGCCUUUCUACGUCCUCGUCAAUGCCAGCCUUGGUGGCAGGACCCUGGAGAUCCCCAGCAAGCGCAUGGAGUUGCAGGACCUGGUGAAACCAGAUGCACCCGUCAACCUGACCAUCCACAACAUGAGCGGCAACCAGCUGCAGCUGACCUGGACUUCCCCAUACCCCAAAGCCCAGUGCUUGGAGCACGCUGUCAAAUACAAGAGCAACAAGGACACCAGCUGGACGGAGCACCUAGUGAAAGGAGACGUCUUCUCCUUCCCCAGCGUGGACUAUGAGAAGUACUACACCUUCUACGUGCGCAGCAAGAUCAACAGCUACUGCGGCAGCACCCAGCUCUGGAGCGAGUGGAGCGUCCCCGUGGUCUGGGGCAACAACUAUACCAGCAAGGGCACGGCAGAGGAGCAGCUGCACUGGUUCUGGAUCCACACAGUCUUGAUCCCCAUUGCCUCCUGCCUGCUCUUGCUGGUCCUUGUUGUCCUGCUGGUGCGCAUGGAAAGGGUGUGGGUCAUCCUUAUGCCCCAAAUCCCCAACCCCAGCAAGAACUUCGAUGAGCUCUUCAUCACCCACAACGGCAACUUCCAGGAAUGGGCUGGAGUCCCCAAAGACGUCGUGGAGAGCUUCAAGCCCAACUACAGUGAGAACAUCUGCCACGUGAGUGAGCUGCCCGCCAAGGACAGCUAUGAGCCCCUCUGGGAAAGUAGCAACCACCAGCCGUCUGUGACGCCCGGGGCCCCAGCCACCCCUCGUGAGCACAGCCCCUACAAGAACAGCUACGUGAGAGUGUGAUGCAUUCCCGCACCCCUGCGCCCUGCACUCUCCGCACCCCCGCUGCACAAAACCUCACCGCCCCAGGGACCUUGCUCUCCACUCCCACCCUGCUUUCACCAAAUGCCUGGGACCCCCAGCCCUGCUCCCUGCCAUGGCCACGCUCAGCCCCCUGUGACACAGCGGCUGUACUGCACUGCAGGGUGCUAGGUGAGCGUGGUGCACUGGGUGCGCUGGGUGGUGCACUGGGUGCGCUGGGUGGUGCACUGGGUGCACUGCACAGCACCCUGGGUGCACUACUUGUUGCAUGCGUGUGAUGCAUCAGGUGCACUGGGUGCUGCUCUGGGUGCCAGCACCUGCCCUGCCCUUUGGGCAUCCAGGAGGGCAGAGUGACAUCCCACCACGGCUCUGCCAUGUGCAGGGGACCCCUUGCAGGGUUGCCACAGUGCAGCAGAGCCAUGGGAGGGCUGAUGGGCCCCCGCGCUGGGCAUGUUGGAGCUGCUGGGGGCUUGGAUCCUCUCUCCCUGCUCCAAGGUGCCGGCAAUCACACCCAGGGACGUGUCCCAGCGAGGGGGUAACCCAGGGGCCCAACCCUAGGUGAUGCCAAGUCCUGCUGUGGCCAAGCAGGCAGGAGCCGCUGGCCGACUGACAGGGACAUCAGGGCUGAGAAGUGCCAAGGGCCUGAGGGGCCAAGCCACUGUGUCACCCGUGGCCUUGAGGGCUGCUGCCCCCAGGGCACCGGGCAAGCCCAGCUGUCCCCCUGGGACCGCACUGCUCUUUCACCUGUGCUU